This is a messenger RNA of Aphanomyces astaci, 983 nucleotides long. RefSeq lists its product as hypothetical. The annotation marks the transcript as partial. The transcript has a single exon. The record is from RefSeq and is a predicted model, not a curated record. Lineage: Eukaryota; Oomycota; Saprolegniomycetes; Saprolegniales; Verrucalvaceae.
CCAUGACGAGCAACCAAGGUCACGUGCAGUCGCCCCCCGAUCGACAUAACUCCACGUCGACUCCACCGAACAACGGAAUGCUCUACAAGAUGACAGCGGAGCUGUUUGUCAAGGACACCGUGUGCGCCCGCGACCACAGCGGCAAGCGCCUGACACCUACCACAUUCGAGGGCACAAACUGGGGUGCCAUCAAGACACAAAUCUUUGACCAGUGCCGGCCGCACAUGGAGAACAAGGCAUCAUACGCGAAUGGUCAGUGUCACUUGAUCCCCUUACCUAUGACGACUUCGAUUGCUUCGUAUCGAUCAAAAUGGGACGGACUCCAUUCAAGCCGACAAGCAGCGCACUUGCCCAACGCUACUUGGUGGAUCAUGUCAACGAGACGUUCACGGUACUUGUGUACAAAUGGGGAAACAACAUCAACAACGCGAGUGACUUCCAGCAAUUUCAGGAGCAAUGCGUCCAAGUUCCUGAACGGGACAAAUCCGGUGCUGCAGCCGAGUCCGUGCAUCAGGCCAUGGUGGUGCAACUCAAGAAGUGGGGGUCUGUAUAUCGCGCAAGCGAGGCUGCGUGGCGAAUUUGGGCGGCUGGUAUCUUGUAGAAGCCUCUGUACUUGCAUGCUGCCAACGUUGGCAUGGCGCCCCCAUCGAAUGUGUUGCCAACAUUGCAACGAGUUCUCCGCGUUGCUGACAAACGUCUGGCGCAACACAAUAUGCAUCUACCAUUGACCAUUGUGAAUUCGUGCCUGGAAGACCUCGACGGGUUGAAGGGUGCUGCGCAAGAGAUCGUUCGUCGUCUGGAUGCCUCCAUGUGCAAUCUGAAGGCGCAAAAACGCAUGCUUGAAGCAAUGGUAGCCGACUUGCAACCAAGCAAAGUCCCCAAGUUUGGACGUGGUGGGAUGCUUGCGAUUCCAACGAACGAUGGCACACACCGUGCAGGACCUUAGCCUUUAUAGUAUCAACAAUUCAGUCAUGUUUCAUUGC